UGCAGUGAUUGGCUGCAUGAAAAACCAAACAAUUCAACUUUUUUUUUAAAGAUCUGGGUAAAAAAGGGAUUAAAAGACUGGAGAAGUCUCAAUACUACUUGCUACCCAGCCAGUAUGCUGACAUAAUCUGAAUUUUGGGACUUUAGAUUUGAAAAAUGCUGAGCUAAACCAUUUUAUUUCAGAUCUGUCUUCAGGGAUUAUCACAGUUGCUCCUCCCAUCAUGGAUAUUUCCUUAAAUGUGACCAACAACAUCUCCAGAUCCUGAUAUAAAAAGUAUUAAAAAAAAAACAUGUGCACAAGUUAAAGUUUGGUAGGAAGCAAUUGGACCGACUUCUUUUAAAUCCUGAAGCUUCCAUCUAGUUCUUUGUUAGUGCUAAUUAGCAGAAGUGGCCUCACCUGGAAACAAACAAGCCAUCUUGACUCGUGUGCUCAGAUGGCUUCAAGAUUUGGCCUCAAGAGAGCUGGAAGACCCUCGGAGUACUCAGACUCCUUUCUGCUCAGGGAUCCCAGCCCUCUGAAGGAGCUCCGUCACAGCGCCUCCUGGUGGGCCGACGGGGAGGAGCACAAGGAGCAGGGAGACUCCCUCAGGGAGCAGCUAAAGGAGAUGGAUGAGCACGUGGCCAGGCUGCAGGACAUGCUGAGAGGUGAACGAGCCAAAUGCUCUCGUCUGCAGCUGCGUUGCAGCCAGCAGGAGGCGGAGCUGAGGCGGCGAGAGCAGAACACCAACCGGCUGAAGGAGCGAAUGUCUCAGCUGACGGAGCGACACAAAGAGAGAGGACACUCCAUAGAGGUGCUGAACUUUCCUCCUGGAAGUCGCGGCAAAAGAGAACAACAGCCAGUGAAAUCAUUCAGGUCUACUGCAAAACGAGAAGAGGCAGCACUGCGUGUGAUGCUGGAGCGUAGAGAAGCAGAGCUGAGGGAGGCCAUGAAGCUUCGCCACAGCCUCACCACGCUACUUCACGCUCUCAGAGUCGACAUGGAGAAUACCCUGUCCAGCAUAGUGGAUGUUCCUGAUGAGGGCCAAACUGAAGACAAAAGGCUGGAUCAGGCUGAGGAGGUGCUGGGUGACCAUGUGACAGGAGGCGUGGUUCAGAGCUGGAGGGAGGUGCAGAGGAGGCUGGGAGACCUCCCAGCAGGAGGUCCCUCUGGUGUUGGUACUGAUCAUGAGAAGCUGCUGGCUCAGCUAGAAACUGAGCUGAAGGAGAGUCACCAGCUGGUCAGGAUACAGCAGCAUCUUCUGCAGGAAGGCCUUGCCUCACCGGUUCCCUCUGAGCUGGCUGAUUCCUACUUUCUGGAAGAGUGGGAGCGUCUCCAGGUGCGCGGGGCGGAGCUCCAUCAUCAGAGGAGAACAUUUGAACGGGAGAGGAAGUCCUUCACUGAAGCUGCCAUACGACUGAGCCAUGAGCGGCGUGACUUUGAGCAGCAGAAGGCGUCUCUGCUGAAGCAGCAGUACCUGUGUGAUUCACCUGGAGCCGACAGAGGAGCUCCAGGAAACCAGCGGAGAGCGAGCCCUGCUUCCAAUUUCUCCAGUUUGGGGCCAACCAGUAUAUCUGGCCGUGUCCCCGUUACUCCAUCGUCCUCCACGUCGAGGACCGCCGCUGUUUCUGUCUCUCAUCAGGGAAGAGUUGAGACCCCCAGCACUCCUGAGCUCUACUCUGCCCUCAACCUGUCUUAUAGCAGCAGGAGCAGAGAGGCUGAUCUAGAGUCUCAGUCGUGGGACGGCGGCGCCGACAGGACGGCGCCACACUGGGACUCGUCCUUUUAAUGUGAUUUUGACGAUGAGUCGUGAUUGAAAACAUAUUGUACCUUAUUUUCACUUUUAGGAUUAAGAUUUAGUUUUAUCAUGCUGCUAAAAACAAUAAAAGGAAAAGCUUUUUUGUUGUUGUAAUCUAACCCUGCCAAUAAAUUAUGUUUUCUUAUUAUGACUAGCUAUUAUUGGGCUUUUUUUUUUUUUAAUUAAGAAUCCACUUUUUUUUAAAGACUUUAGUAGGAUCAAGUCAGUUAUCACUGUACUUACAAUGUUUGCAAUGCUUUACCCAUUACUUUUCCUAUUCAAACAAGGAAAGUGUUUCUUAAAGAUUUUUUUAUUUUCCUUUUAUUGGACAGUGUAGAGUUCGACAGGACAGGAAGCUAAUCUAGGAUGUUGCAGCUACGUGGUAAUUUACACGAGUCUAUCACCAUCCAGCAGUGCCUGACUCCUGCCAAUCCAAAAAAGGUGAAAGAGGUAACGAACGAAGUCAUGUAGCUGAAACACGGCAGCCACCAGUCGCUCAAUGCAACCAUGCCCUAAAUCAGCUAUUCUCAACCUUGGGGUCGGGACCCCAAUUGGGGUCGCGAGAUGAUUUCUGGGGGUCGGCAAAUCAUUUGUUUUAGUCUUUUUGGUCACUUAAUGUCUUUUUUUGUUCAUUUUGUGUCUUUUUAGGUAAUUGUGUCUUUUUUUGAUCAUUUUGUGGUCAAUUUGUGUCUUUUGGGUAAUUUGGUUUCCUUUUUUUGGUCAUUGUCUUUUUUUUAGUCAUUUUGUGUCUUUUUUUGGUCAUUUUGUGUCUUUUUUUUGGUCAUUUUGUGUCUUUUUUGGUCAUUUUGUUUCCUUUUUUUGGUCAUUUUGUUUCUUUUUUGGGUGAUCUGAACUGUGCGUGUGAGAUUGUGUUCAGUGAGCGGGGGUCACGGACAACAUGCAUGUUAAAUUGGGGGUCGCGACUAAAAAAGGUUGAGAAUAGCUGCCCUAAAUCAUGCUUUAAACCUCUAAUACAAUUUAAAGGGAAUGAGUUAUAUAACCCAGGGCCCAAUCCCUGUACAGCUGUAGGUUGUUGAGGGCAAAACAGAUUGAGUUUUUUUGUGUGACGCUCUAAACAUGUUUAUUUCUGUUGUAAAGUUGGCAGUGGCGGUUCUACACAGGGGCCUCCAGGGGCCACUGCCCCUGUGAAGAAGCCUUUGGCCCCUGCGUCAAAUUAAUAAUAAAAUGAUCCAUUUAUAACGAUGAACAAUGGAACAAUUCUUACCAAUUUUUGUUCAAACAAUAUCUCAUUGUACACAAAAGGAACCCAGAAUGUGAACAUUGUAUCAUAGUUUAAUUGUGCAAUAAAAUAUUGUGUGUAUAUAAAAAAAAGAUCAUUCUGACUGUACUGCACUUUCAAAAUAAAGUUGUUUAAAUCAA
Centropristis striata (black sea bass) is the source of this 3154-nucleotide messenger RNA. Its product is annotated as afadin- and alpha-actinin-binding protein. The record is from RefSeq and is a predicted model, not a curated record. NCBI's taxonomy places the organism in Eukaryota, Metazoa, Chordata, Actinopteri, Perciformes, Serranidae.